This is a messenger RNA of Striga hermonthica, 723 nucleotides long. The record is from the annotation of a GenBank genome assembly. NCBI's taxonomy places the organism in Eukaryota, Viridiplantae, Streptophyta, Magnoliopsida, Lamiales, Orobanchaceae.
AUGCAACCCCCCACCAACAACACCCAUGCAUUAAUCAACCCCAAAUCCACUCCAAAAAGACCAAAUAACUCCACCUCCGGCCACCACCACCGACCCCAUGGCACCACAACCCAGGCUUGCGCCGCGUGCAAGUACCAACGGCGCAAGUGCGCGGCCGACUGCAUCCUAGCCCCUUACUUCCCCCACGACCGCCAGCGCCAAUUUCUCAAUGCCCACCGCCUCUUCGGAGUUAGCAACAUCGUCAAGAUUGUCCGCCACCUCGAUCCGGCCGCCCGCCACCAUGCCAUGCGCACAAUAAUGUUCGAGUCCGAUGCCCGCGCCGCCGAUCCCGUUGGCGGCUGCCACCGCAUCAUCUGUCACCUCGAGUAUCAACUUUCCCUCGCUCGCUCUGAGCUUGACCUAAUUCUUCACCACCUCGCCCUUUGUCGGGCCGCCACACUCAGCCAUCACCCGCCCGAAGAUGGUCCACCCGACGUGAACUCCUCGUGCAUGCAAGGAUGUAAUAAUAAUAAUAAUAAUAUUUAUGAUGUUGGUACAGAUGAGUUGAAUGAGGAGUGCCACGAUAAUCGAGUGAGGGGUCUAUCGACAGACGAUUGCGAGCAGAUGAGGUGCAUUUUCGAUCACCUAUCGGUGCCGGAUGAUAUCAAGUUUGAUGCUCAUACAGACAUUCUCACAAGGUUAGUGUGUGGUCUUGAUAUUGAACCAAAGGCUAGUAUGAUCUAA